Messenger RNA from Anopheles coustani, 1312 nucleotides. RefSeq names its product probable 3-hydroxyisobutyrate dehydrogenase, mitochondrial. Gene Ontology annotation, biological process: L-valine catabolic process. Bases 128 to 1120 code for a protein of 330 amino acids. Gene Ontology annotation, molecular function: NADP binding; NAD binding; 3-hydroxyisobutyrate dehydrogenase activity. Gene Ontology annotation, cellular component: mitochondrion. Lineage: Eukaryota; Metazoa; Arthropoda; Insecta; Diptera; Culicidae. The record is from RefSeq and is a predicted model, not a curated record. The transcript is spliced from 3 exons.
CCGCAGUAUCGUGCAAAAAAGCGUCCCGUCCGGAUCGUUCUCGCGAUCAGUCCGUUCAAUUAUUUGCCCGUCAAAGUGCCCGUGAUCUGCUUUUGACACCUUUUUGAUCAUAGAUCUUGGAGUGAAAAUGGCUUUCCGUGUUCUAUCUCGCGCCGGUAGCCUGCAGCAGCAGCAGCACCAGAUGAAGCUGCUCUCCGACUUGCUGAGCCGCUCGUUCAGCAGUGGCCCCAAAAACGUUGGCUUCAUCGGACUCGGCAAUAUGGGCGGCCCGAUGGCAAGCAACCUGAUGGCGAAGGGACACAAACUGCACGUAUUCGAUAUCUCGAAGGAAGCGAAGGACUCCCUGCAGGCGAAGGGGGCGGUGCCAUACGACAAUGUUGCCGAACUGGCAAAGGCGUCCGAUUUCGUCGUGACGAUGCUGCCGAACAAUGACAUCGUGGCAAACACAUAUGACACCAUCAUCGGGGGUGGCGGCGUGAAGAACCAAACGAUCUUCAUUGACUCCAGCACGAUCGAUCCGAAUGUAGCCAAGGCGGUCCAGAAGAAGGUGAAAGCUGCCGGAGCGACGUUCGUCGAUGCUCCCGUAUCCGGUGGUGUCCCCGGGGCCAAGAAUGCCACACUGACGUUCAUGGUCGGUGGCUCGACCGAGGAGUACCAGGCAGUCAAGGAUUUGUUGGAGGGCAUGGGAAAGAAGAUUACCCACUGCGGCGGGUAUGGCAUGGGACAGGCGGCCAAGGUUUGCAACAACAUGAUGCUGGGCAUCUCGAUGUGCGGUCUGGCGGAAUGCAUGAACCUGGCCAUCCGCCUCGGACUCGACCCCAAAGUGUUCUCCGACAUUGUCAACGCUUCGACUGGCCGUAGCUGGGCGUCGGAGGUGAACAACCCCGUCCCCGGUAUCAUUGCUACUGCACCUGCUGCUAACGGUUAUGCUGGUGGUUUCGCUACCGGGCUUAUCACGAAGGAUCUUGGCAUUGCGUCGGCGGUGGCCACCAGCUCCAACUCGCCGAUUCCGCUCGGUGCGUUGACCCAUCAGAUCUACCGCACGCUGAUGGCGAAGGGACUGGCCAAUAAGGAUUUCUCGGUGGUGUACGACUUCAUCAAGAACAACGAGAAUAAGUGAGUGCGAAUGUUGGGGCUCGCACGUGGUGCACGCCUAGCUGAAGGUGCCCGGUUUGGCCUAGUUUGAUUCGAUGACUGUGCAACAUGUUGUCGAACCACAUACGUUUCCUAAAACAUCGCAAACGUCUUCCAGAGAAUGCAUUUAUGAACGUCAAUAAACAUACAGCUACGUUUAGAUUUUAUUUUGAAACAA